Messenger RNA from Vespula pensylvanica (western yellowjacket), 20888 nucleotides. Its product is annotated as microtubule-associated protein futsch. The record is from RefSeq and is a predicted model, not a curated record. The coding region runs from base 417 to 18377 and encodes 5986 amino acids. Gene Ontology annotation, molecular function: actin binding; microtubule binding. NCBI's taxonomy places the organism in Eukaryota, Metazoa, Arthropoda, Insecta, Hymenoptera, Vespidae. The transcript is spliced from 10 exons. Gene Ontology annotation, biological process: axonogenesis; dendrite development; microtubule cytoskeleton organization. Gene Ontology annotation, cellular component: neuronal cell body; microtubule; cytosol.
UUCGACGAUGUCAAGGCACAAUUGUUAACUUUCUUAAUCUCUCUGACAAAUUCAAAAAAAUCUCUCUUGUGUCUCGGGACACGGUCUCUCUCUCUCCCCUCUACGUACACAUACACACACACAUACACACAUAUAUACGUAGCGGACAGACAGACACGUAUAUACGCACGGAAUCGUGUACAACACGAAGAGGAGACCGCGUUCGCGCCACCUGACGUCUCUAAGCUUCGCACCGACAACGGCCUGUCAAACGUCAAAAAGUAACGAUCGAUCGGAGAAGAAGCGGUACUUCUGAUCCUGAAGCCUUGUCGUUCUCAUCAUCGUCGUGGUAAUUUCAUUUUUUGUUUUGGAAGGAAGUACCUUCCAGGAUACGCCGGGUAACCUGGAAUUAAGGAGGAGCUAUACGUGACUGAGCUAUGAGUACAACAGACCCCGCUGGGGAGGGUGGAGGGGGAGGAGGAGGGGGGCAGUCUGCAACGACACCUUCCACAAAUGCCGAACAAAAUGUAACACCGAGUACACCGAUAACAAGCAGCGCAGUGCCUCCAGGAUCACAGCAGCAACAACAUCCACCACCAUCGCCCUUAAGUGGUUGCUAUCUACUCGUGGUGCUUCCCGAACCCCAUAUCGCACAACAUAAGGAUCUUAUUCUCAACCGUCUUGCCAAAGGUUUCCUGUCAUGGGACAAAGACAGCUGUCACGUAGACUUGGAGAAAGAGUUGCAAGCGUUGAUAGCACAAGCUCCCGAAGGCGAGGAAGCUCGAAACGGAGAACGUCUGAUUCAAUAUGCCACGGAAAAUCUUGUUACCGAGGUUUUGAUACACCCGCAAACGAAUACGUUAUUACAAUGCAUUCGAAAUCUUCUCGCAAGUUUCACGAAGCAUCGACACAUCAUACAUGCUGGAUAUACGUUCGGUGGCAAUGGUUCCUGGAUACUACAGGAUGGAACCUUUAGUCUUGCGGACUUUCUCGAUGCGUUCAGCGAACAUGAAGUGCAAAGAGUCCUUCGUGCCUACGAGAAUAGCGUUACGGUAGAUAUUCAUUGUGCGGGUGUCGGCGAUUGGACAACUACUCGAUUAUCCAAGGAAUCUUGUACUAGAUCUUGCCGAGUUCGAGUAAAUCCAGACGAUGUUUUAACAGCUGGAGUACCAACGAUCACGAGCUUCACAAAUUAUGUCGGGCAAUAUCUAAUCGCUCAAACAUUAGACCAACUGAUGGAACCGUCCGAUGUCGUUGGAAACAUCAGGUUCAGCCAUCCUACUUUAUACGUCUUCCCUGGUGGGCAAGGUGAUGCCGCUCUCUUUGGUAUAAACGGCUUCAACAUGCUCGUCGACGGUGGUUUCGCGAGAAAAGCGUGCUUUUGGGAUUUCACGAGGCACUUGGAUCGCCUCGACGCUGUUUUGUUAACUAGGAUAAAUAAUAGUAAUAUCGGCGGCAUGUCCAGUGUUCUUCGUAAGAAAAAGGAGAUGCAUGUCUAUCCACAGAUCGGUCAUUUCUUCUGCAACCUCGUUGAAAGAAGACAAUCUCAUUCACCAGACGGCGACAAAGACAUCGAUCCUCUGAUAUUAAAUCUGAUAGACGUCGGCCAAGAAAUGGUCGUCAAUCUUCGACACAUCAAUCUUCGUGCUCACCCAUGCUACAGAGAUCCAGAUCCAAUCAAUCUCUAUCAUAAAGUUGGACAUGGUACUUUAGAUAUGUAUGUUUUAAGCCCGAACAAGGAGAGCCGAGAAGUGAGAGAAUUCUUGGCAAAGUGGCAUACGUCGGACGUGAAAUUAUUCGCUGGGACACAUAAAAAGGACUCGAAUAAUUUAACGUUUCCUAUUCAAAAUCUUGUCUCAAUAUGCGCGUUACUAGUUUGGCAACCCGCUAAUCCUGAAGAUAACAUUACUAGAAUCUUAUUCCCCGGAAGUACACCACAACAUAAAAUCUUUGAAGGAUUUGAACGAUUAAAACAUUUGGAAUUUUUGAAGCAUCCAAUUUGUUCGGCGAAGAGUCUUUCGCCGUCGACGUCAUUAGUAACCUUGAAGGACAAGCCAGUGAAACAAAAAUUUGGCUUGAUCGAGAAGGAAGCAAAGAAAGCGAAAGAAAUCGAUAUUAAGAAAGAGAAAAAAGAAUCUCCAGAUAUCAAGGCACUAAAAGCUGCUGAGGAAAUAUCGACGAAAGCGACACCCCAAUCAACACCGAUAAUACCAACAUCGAAACCAAAAAAGAUAGAAGAUAAACCAAAGAAAUUAGCGGCGGAGAACAAGAAGAUCGAUAUCGAUGCUAAGGAAAAGAAAAUCGAGAAGGAGCUAAAGGAGACGAAGAAGGAAGUGAAAAAAGACUCGAUUAAAGCUGAGAAAGCUGAAAAACAAGAGAAACAUGAGAAACGUGACGAAGAAGUUAGUAAAAAGGAAGUGAUCAAGGAGGAACCAGAAAAAGUAGUUCCUACGAAAGAACCGAAAGUAAAAGCUGAGCCAGUAAAAAAGACGAAGGAACCUAAAGUUAGUAGAACUAUGAAAACGGAGGUUUCAUCGAAGGUAAAGUCAUUGGAAAAAAAGAUGAAGGCACCGAGCUCAGAGAAGAAAGAUACUUCCAAAUCGUCACCAACGACACCAAAAAAGACAUUGAACGGUGUUGCGACUAAAACAGAAAUAUCGAAGACUGCACCUAGAGGACGACCAGCUGCGAAAGCUGUAUCAACGGCACCGGCGAAGAGUGCCAAGGAUGCGAAUAAUCGAAAGGUUGUGGAGCAAAAGAAUAUUGAGAAAUCAGUUGCGAAGGAGGCACCUGUUGCAGUUGUCAAGGUAUCGGCUAAGCCAAAGCCAAUGGAUAGAAAGCCAAUCAGUCGAAGGCCUAAACCAGUUAGCCCAAGUAAAGCAAGAGUUCCUGGUAGUCCUGCAAAAUCGACUCGAAGUACACCAACUGCUUCCGUAAAGUCAGACAAAGAUGGUGUUAUCAGGAAGAUGAAGGGAGAUAAGGGUACUACUGAUUCAUCGACAGUGUCCACACCUUCCGGAGUUGAACCGGAAUCAACGGCGAAGCUCGUUGAAAAAAGUCUAAUCGAAAAGUCCGAGGACAUUUCUUUGGAUUCUAUCGAAAGUAAAGUUUUAGCUGACUUGAAAGAAGAACGUGAAGUCGUUGAAGAGAUCGAGGCAGUACUGCAAAAAGCAGAAAGAAUUGAGACCAGAAAGGACGAUCGUUUCGAAGGAGACGACGAAAUUACAGCCGAAGCUACCGAUAAAAAGGAAGAAGACAUGACGGAGGAAGACGUAACCGCGGAGAUCGAAGAUGCACCAAAAAAGGAGAGUUCUCGAAAGGAAAGUCAAGAGUUAACGGAAGAAGACGAAUAUUUGAUCGUUGAAAAGGAAGAGAUAUAUACCGAGGACUCUGUUCAGAGUGGUGAAGGCGAACAAAAGCAUAUCUUGGACGAGGCCGAAUCUGAAAAGACUAAAAUACUAAAAGAUACUAUGGAAAUAACGAAAGAAAAGGGAGAAAAAGAGGAACCGGAAAAGGGUAAGGUCGAGAGUCCAGAGAAGAAAGCAGAGAUCGUCGAAAAGAUCCCAACGAAAGAAGAAAAGAAAGUGUCCCCAGAGGAGAAACCUGUUACUACACCAGCUCCAGAAAUUACACCAAAGCCAGAAGAUAAAGAUGAUUCUGGUAAAAAAGACAGCGAAGAAGUCACGAAAGAACCAUCCAGUUUGAGUCCAGAUAAAUUGGACUCUUCCGAAAAAAAGACGACCGACACGGACAUGAAACCUGAAGUGGAUCAAAAAGAACAUAUUCUUGAAAAAUUAGAGGAAUCUCAGGAACGUAUCUCGACGUUGGAAUCGGGUGCCACGACCACUGCUCCGACACUUCCCGAAGAUGAACGUAUUCCUCUCGACGAGAUAAAGGAAGAUAUCGAUGAGAAACACGUUAUCGAAGAAGUCAAAGAGAAGGAUGCUCCUGUUAAAGCUGAAAAAGAAAUUAUUACUCAGGCUGUUCCACCGGCGAGUAAACCCGACGUAAAAGUUUUCGACGUUCGACAGGCUGUUCAAGGCUUGCAACGAGACAUUGUCAAAACUCCGGACGAGGUCGCCGAUCUUCCGGUUCACGAAGAAGUCGAUCCGAAACUAUAUCGAAUGGAUUUCGAGAAGGACAAGGAAGAAAGAGUAGCAGCUCCACCUACUCAAGAAAUCAAGGAACCAGAACCAACACCACCAGUCAAGGAACAAAAAGGUGUUUUCAGUUUCUUCGGUAAAGUAGCUGAUAAAUUUGAAAAGGGAAUCGAUAAAUUGACGAAAAAAACGAAAAAAGAACCCGAAAAGGAGGAGGAUAAGUCAUCGUCGAAAUCUAGCUCUCCGAAGGAAGCAAAAGUACAAGAAAAGAUUACUUUGGAGGAGGUGGAUAUGGAAAAGAUGUUCCCAAAGGUGGGCAAAGUAGCUGAAAAGCCGGAGGGAUUCGAGAAGGUUGAGCCUGUGCUAUCGGAAGUCAAAGUUGCGGCCAUCAAGGAAACUGUAGCUUUCAUUGAGGAAGAAGAAUCGAAGGACAUCAAGAGACGUAGCGUACCGGAUUUGGAAGUGAAGGUGUCUGAUAAGGUCGAAGUUAUCACGGAGAAGCCAAUCGUUUCACCGACCGAAAAAUUCGAAGGGAAGGAAGAAAAAGAAGAAAAGGAAAAAUUCGUGAAGGAGGAAGAUCUUUUGAAGGAAGAGGAAGUCGGGGAAGACGUUGAAGAAGUAAAAGCUCUGCUCGAGGAAGCUUCGAAGAAAUUUAAAACGGUGAAGGAUAGCCUUAGAGAUUCUCUAGAAUCUUUGGAAGAGAAAAUCGAAGAAGAGGAAAGUCUUUUACGUCACGAAGCAGCCUUUACGAAGGACAUUGUCAAGGACACUUUGGAAGGAGUAGUUGAAAAAUUAGAAGAGAUGAAACCUCAGAUCGAAGACGUACCGGAAAUAAAGGGAACGGAAAAAGUAAAGUUCGAUAUUCCUAAGGAUGAGGAAUUUGAAGAAGAAUACGAAGAAGAAUCUGUUGGUCCAGUCAAGGACGUUAAGGAAGCCGUUCGUGAUGUUGGUGAAGUUCUCGCUGGAUCGGCAGGUAUAGUGAUUGACGACAAGCCUAAAGAUGUCGUUGAAAUCGUGAAAAAAGUCGCUGAAGUAUUGAAAGAAGACGAUUUUCUCCCUCCCGAGUUAUUAUUCCAGAAACCUUCCGAGAAGGAAUUGACCGAAAGAAAAGUCUCGAUACCGAGUGAAAAAACUAUCGAAGCUGAAGAUAAAUUGACCAAACUCGAGGAUAAGGUAUUCAAACCGAUCGUAGAAGAUAUUCCUAUACCCGCAAGGGUCAGUCUUACCAAAGAGAUUCCUACGGAAAUUGCUAAACCUUUACCGAUUUACGAAAAACCUGGUGCGAUCGAGGUUGAAGAAAAACCUUCUGAAAAAGUUGUCCAAGACGUAAAAGAAAUCAUUUCGCCGGAGAAAGAUCAGAUCAAGGACAUGGAGGAUGUUAAAAAGAUCUGCGAAGAGAUAAUGAAAGACGAUUAUAUUCACGAAGAAACGAAGGAAGUCGAGGAUUCGACGAAAGUAGACGUGAUGAAGGCAGGUCUCGAAGAGAUUUGUGUAAAGGAUGUAGCCAAAGGACCGUCUAUCGGAGAAGAACCAAAACAAGUGAUAGAAGAACCAAUUAUAGCGUUCGAGCAAAAGGUAUCGCCAGCAAAAGCUGAAGUCGUUAUGGUUACACCAGAUUCUGCACCGACUUCGCCUAAAUUCACAACUGAGAAAGUUUACGACGAAGAAUUGACGAAAGAACCGAUAAAAGAGAAAUUACCAGAAUUGACUGUGGAAAUCAAAGACGUACUUAACAAGCAAACUCCAUUGGAAGAAAUCAUCGAAGAACUCGUGAUUACUAAGAAAAAGAAAAUAACUAUCGAGAUCAUUGAAUAUAUUACUAUUGUUAAACGUGUACCAAGAGAACGUGUGAUUUGUAUAAUCGAAGAGAUCAUUAUAAGGAAGAAACUUAAUCCAGAAAGUGUAGUUGACGAUAUUAAUCUUCUUAAAACGACUAUAACACCGGAAAAAAUCAUUGAGAUCGAAGAAUACAUUAUUAAUGAGUAUAUUACAAAAGGCAAGAGAAUUACCGUUCAAAUAAUCGAAGAGAUUUCAAUAAGGAAAGCUGUACCAAAGAGAAUCAUCAUUGAAAUCAUCGAAGAGAUUAUUAUCAAGAGAAAAAUUACAAAAGAGAUGGUAUACGAUAUUUCGAGCGAACAGCUUCGUGAUCUUCGCAAGGAAUCACCCGAGGAUGAAAAGAUGGAUGCUGUGAAGUCCGAAGUUUUAGCAGAAAAGAGAAAAUCGAUUGCCGUUAUCAGUUCAGAAGAAGAAGAAGAAGAAAAAGAAGAGGUGGAAAAAGAAGCUAAAGAAAAGGAAGAAAAGGAGAAGGAAGUUCCUAAAACAAGAAAAGAGGAAAAGUCUGAAGACGAGAAAAUCUUAACUCCUGAAAGCAUGGAAGAAGUCGAAGAUGGCUUCGUCAGUAUUCCUUCAGGAGCAGUUUUGUUACCUGAAGAUGACAAGGUUCAACUAGAAAUAAAGAAAAAAGAGGAACCAGAAAUUACAAAAGAACAUGAAAAAGAUGUUAUCGAUGAUUUUGAAGCCGUGGAACAAGAAUACAAAGUUCAGGACAUUACGGUCACUGAAAAGAUACCACAAGUAGGAAAAGAGAAAGAAGAACCAGAGGAGGAGAUAGAAGAUGACACUAGUGACGUCAUCGAAGCCGAAGAAAAGUUUGUGAAGGAGGUCAAGGAAAAAGUUGGAAAGAAGGAUAUCGAGGACAUCGAGGUGGUCAAGGACGUUGACAAAAUCGUUGAAAAAGACGAGACAAAAAAGAUCGUCGACGAUGUGACAAUAGAAACGGAAACGUCUGAAGUAUCUGAGAUAGUCGAUACUACGGAAAAGUAUCUGGACGAAGCUAAAGAGAAGCCUGAUGUAAAGGAUGUUAAGAAAGAAGAAUUAAAAGUUGUCGAAAAAGAGGUGAAAUUAAAGGAGCUUGAAGUUAAAGAAGCUGAAGAGCCAUUGAUAAAAGAUAAACAGGAUGAAAAGAAAAUGGAGACUGAUUUAAUCAAGGAACCAUAUCGUAAGGAAAGUGUCACUGUCGAGGAUGCAAUUCCAAGAAAAUUAUCGUUGGGGAUUAAAGAGGAAGUCAAAAUGGUGAUGGAAGAGAAAGGAAUAGAGGAAAUUGCAAAGGCAGCUGAAAUAAAAGAGAAAGAUGAAGAGAAGAAAGAAAUGGAAGACGUUAAGGCUAAAGAAAAAGUUGCACUAAUCUCGACCGAAAUUAAAGCCGAACCAAUGAAAGAUGAAAAAGCGAUUGCCGAAGCAACGACUGUAUCUGAUAAGGAGAUUGCUCCUGAGAAGGAUAUUAAAGAAGUAGAGGAAAAAGAUACUGAGCCAAAAGCUUUGGCGUUUUCACCAAAGGAAGAGAAAAAACUAGAGAUGAAAGAUAUCGUCGAAAAAGACGUCGAGCCUAUGGUAAAAGAAAUCGAGAAAGAAGUUAAGAAAGAAGAUGAGAAAAAACUUGAAGAAAAAGUUCCUGAGGACGAAAAAUUGGCGGACGCUACGGGUCGUGCUAUUGAACCUAAAGUAGAGAUUAUUGAAAAGAAACUGGAGGAGAAAGUUGAGAAAGAAGACAAACUUCCUAAGGACGAAAAAUUAGCAGACGCUACUGGUCACAUUGUCGAACCUAAAGUAGAUGUUAUUGAGAAAAAAUUGGAGGAGAAAGAAAUAAAACUCGAGGAGAAACUUCCCAAAGACGAGAAACUAGCAGACGGUACUGGUCGUGCAAUCGAGCCAAAAGCAGAGGUUAUUGAUAAAAAAUUAGAAGAAAAAGUUGUAAUGGAAGAGAAACCGGAAGACAAAGUUCCAAGGGACGAAAAAUUAGCUGAUGCUACAGGAAGUGCUAUUGAACCAAAGACAGAGAUUAUUGAUAAAAUAGUAGAGAAAGAAGAAAAACCAGAGGACAAGAUUCCCAAAGAUGAAAAAUUAACUGAUGCAACAGGACGUGCUAUUGAGCCAAAAGCUGAAAAAGAAGAAAAACCAGAAGAGAAGAUUCUCAAGGAUGAAAAAUUAGCUGAUGCAACAGGACGUGCGAUUGAGCCAAAAGCAGAGGUUAUUGAUGAAAAAAUUGAAAAGGAGGAAGAAGAUGUAAAAAUUCGAAAGAAGAGGAGUCUCCAAGAAGAGCCAGCAAUCGAGAUAAGCAAGGAUUUAAAACCAUCCGAAAGCAAAGAAAAAAUUGAAAGAGAAGAAGUAGACAAAGUGGAACUAUCAAAAGUUGCAGAAGACGCUGGAGUUGUCCAUAGAAUGUUAGUAACAGCAAGUAGCGAAGAUGGUGGACAAGAAAUGGAUAUCUGUCCAACAGGAACAAUUACCUUCGCUAAAACCGUCACACCUGAUGAUUCCUUGAAGGAAGUAUCGAUUAAAACGACACCUGACAAAGAUUCUUUGCUUUUGGACAAAGAUUCGAUCCAAUCAGAAAUCAGCUCUCCUGAAAAAGAUAGUAUUUCGGAAAAAUCAGCAACCGAAAUUAAAGAUACCGGAAAGAUCACUCCUGAAGAUAGUUUGGAUAAGUCUCCACUCGAUACACGUGGUUCACAAGAUUUUGAAGACAGUUUAGAGAAGGUAGACAUCAAAGUAAAAGAUAUUGAAAGUGUAUCACCUAGCACUGAAAAGGUUAAAGAGUUUGACAAAAAAGAAAAAAUCCAAUCUCCAGUCAAAGAUGAGAUCAAAGAGAUCAGUAAAGUAGAGUCUCCAAAAGAAGAAGCUGUUAGUAAAGCAAGUACUCCAGACAAGGAAGUUGGCAAAAUACCAUCACUUCUUGACUUAUCCAAAGAAGAAAUUUCAAAAAUAAAGACUCCCACUUCGACACCGAUCGAAGAAAAACACGAAAAGAUACCUGAAGCUAUAGUUUCCAAAUCUCCGGAAACUAGUCGUUCCGAAGACGUUUCACCAACCGAAACGAUAUUUGCGAAAUCGCCUAUCGAGAAAAAAGUUCCUGUAGAUAUUUUGAUGAAAGAGACUGAAAUUUUGAAGGAAGAAAAAGCGAAGGAAAUCGUACAGCCUGUUGACAAAGUUGACAAAUCAAAGUCACCGAGUCCUAGCAUAGAAGGCCUUGCUGAUGAGAAGACUGUUAAAAAAUCUCCUGAAGAAGAGAAACCUAUUACUGCCGUUAUAAGUGCAAAAGAUAUUGAAGAAAGUAUCCUAGAUAAAGAAAAAUCUUUAAAACUAGACGAGGAGAAAGAUAAGAUCGAGAAACCUGACGUAAAAGAUGUGACUGAUAAAACUAGAUCACCUAGUAUCGAGAAACCUUCUGAAAAGGAACAACUCGAAAAAAUUGUCAGUGAAAAAUUAGAAAAAGAAGAAAAGACAAUAGUUCCUGAAAAAUCGAGAUCACCGAGCGUCGUUGGCGAAGAAGCAGGAAAACAAUUGGAUGUAACGAAAAUCGAAGCAAAAGUCGAUUUAGAAAAAAUAGAUCACGUCGAGAAACCAAGAUCUCUCAGUAUAGUCAGUGACAAAGCGAUAGAAGAGAAAGAAGUGGAUAAAAAAGAUGAAUCAGAAAAAAUCGAGAAGGACGUAUUGCUUGAGAAAGCAAAGUCGCCGAGCAUUUCCGAGGAUAAAUCAAAAGAAGAAUCCAAAUCACGCAGCAUAAGUCCUUCGGAAAAGAUCGAUGAAAAAGAAUCGAUCGAUAAAUCGAGAUCACCAAGUAUUACGACUGAAGAAAAAACACAACUAGAAAAAUCCAAAUCUCCGAGCAUCUCCGAUGAAAAAUCUCUAAAGGCUGAGGACGAUAAAUCGAGAUCACCGAGCGUUGUUAGUGAUAAAGUGGAAGAAAUCGAACGUGAAAAGUCAAAGUCGCCCAGCAUUGAGAAGGAAUUAACUGUUGACAGAUCUAGAUCGGCAAGUGUUGUUAGUGAGAUUCAGGAUACGAAAAAAGUCGAGGAAGUUAAAUUAGAUCGUGCUAAAUCACCGAGUAUACCUGAAGAAAAACCUGAGGAAAAGAUCGUUAAAGAAUCGAUCCCCGAAUUAAAAGCAGCGGUACCAGCAUCUGUCGACGUUCCUAGCGAUAAAAUAAAAGAUGCGAAAGAAUUAAUAAGUGAAACGGAGAAGGUUGACGUUAAAAAAGAAAUCCCUCUUCCUGCCGAAGAAAUAACAAUCGAUAAAUCAAGAUCACCUAGCGUGACAAGUGUCUCACAAAAAGUGGAAGACUCGAUCGAUCGAUCGAAAUCACCGAGCAUAAGCAGUCAAGUGUCGGACGAGAAGAAAUCGGAAGAUCGUUCGAAAUCACCGAGCAUUGCCAGUGAUAAAGUGGAAUUGGAAAAGGAAAUCGAAAAAUCAAGAUCACCUAGCAUCGUCGAUAAAGAAGUUUCUGAAAGUUUGGAAAAACCUUUGCUCGCCGAAGAAAAGAAAUCGAGCGAAGUAUCUCCGGUGACUGUGAAGGACAAAGAAGACGUCAAGGUUACCGAUAAGUCAAGAUCACCUAGCGUCGAGAGUACCAUUGAAGACAAAGGAGCGAUUGAUGUAUCGAAGUCACCAAGCAUAACUGAAAAAUUAGAAGACGAGAUUAGAAGAAGUAAAUCAGCUAGUAUAACCAGUGAAAAAUCUGAAGAGAAAGUAUUAAGCGAGUUACAAAAAUCACCUAGUGUUUCGGACGAAAAAUUGGACUCUAAAGAAAUAACAGAGAAACUUGUCGAAAAAGAAAAAUCACUUAGUCCUGUAAGUGUCGCCGAUAGUAAAUCAAAAUCUCCGAGUAUUACCGAUGAAAAAGUAACUUCAACAGGAAUCACGAUCGAAUCGAUCGAAAGAGCUAAAUCACCAAGUAUCACCAGUGAUAAAUCGUUGGAGAAGAAAUCGGAGGAUCGAUCCAAAUCUCCGAGUAUCGAAGACCGUUCAAAAUCACCGAGUAUUGUUGGAGAAAAAUCUGAGAUCGGUGAGAUCAUAGAAAAAUCUAUUGAAACGAAAGAGUCCGAUAAAACAGAUAGAAGUAAAUCACCAAGUAUAUCUCCAAGUAUCGCUGGAGAAAAAUUGGAUCUUAAAGACGUCGAAGAAGUAGUUGAUAAAUCAAAAUCGCCGAGUAUUAGUGAUAAAGCGGAUCUCAAAGAUGUGAUUAUUGAACGAUCAAUCCGUGAAGAUCGUUCUGGCAGUGUCGCAAGUAUUACCAGUGAAAUCAAAGAACCAUCGGAGAAGUCGAAAUCUCCUAGCAUUUCUAGUGAAAAACCUGACCUUGAGGAAGUAGAAGACGUCGGAAUACGAAAGGAAUCGAUCGGUAAAAGGGAAUCGAUUGGUAUUAUUUCAGAAAAAUCACAGAUCGUAGAAACGGAUCAGAAGGUAGAAGAUAAAUCGAGAUCUUCUAGCGUAACGAGCUUUGCUGGUGAUCAAAAACCUACAGCGGAUUUAGAAAAAUCUAUUGAUAUUUCUGAAAAGAUCGAUAUCGAUAGAAGUAAAUCUCCGAGUAUUAGCAGUGACAAAUCUGAUGAUAGAAAACCGGACGAUAAAAGUAGUGAACGAGAACAUUACGAGGACGCAAUCGACGAGUCUCGUUCACCUAGCUUCACUGAAGAUAAGAGUCUUAGCAAAGAGAGUAUCGAAUCGACCUCUCCUAGCACUACGGUCGAAAAGUUAGAUCGUGUGAUAGAAAAGGAUGAUUUGAAAUCGCCCGUGAAAUCUGAAGAAUUUCAUAUUCCUAAGAAAGACGUCGAAGGGGCGAUAAUAGUGGAAGGCAAAGAAGAUCGUUCAAGGACACCGAGUGUCGCGGAAGUUAAAGUCGAUGAUAAGUCUAGGUCGGCUAGUAUCGUUAGCGAAGUAUCUGCUAAAGAAGUCAUUGGUAAAUUAGAAAAAGAACCUUCACCGGAAAAAGAUAAGCAAAAGUCACCUUCUCCGGAAAUUGUCAAAGAAGAAAAAUUAUCGGAAAUUGAAGAAUCAAGAAAGUCUGCUUCACCGGAAAUAGAAAAAAUAGAAAAGGUUGUACCGCCAGAAACAGAGAAAUCAAAAUCUAUUUCACCAGAAGUAGAAAGACUGGAUAAGUUACCUACGCUCGAAGUAGAUAAACAAAAAUCACUUUCACCAGAGUCUGAAAAACUGCCGAAAUCACCAACCCCAGAGACUGAAAAGAAAGAAAAAUCUCCUUCUCCGGAAGUUUUAAAAGAAAAGUCGCUUUCUCCAGAAAUGGAAAAACCAUUAAAACCAUUACCACUUGAAUCGGAAAAACAGAAAUUGCCUUCGGCAGAAGUAGGAAAAGAAAAGUCUGCUUCGCCAGAAGUAGAAAAAGAAAAGUCUGUCUCUCCAAGAAUAGAAAAAGAGAAGUCUGCUUCGCCAGAAGUAGAAAAAGAAAAGACUGUUUCCCAAGAAGUAGAAAAAGAAAAAUCUGCUUCGCCAGAAGUAGAAAAACAAAAAUCACCUUCGCCGGAGACGAAGACAGAAAAAUUACCUUCCCAUGAAAUAGAGAAAUCAAAGUCUCCUACACCAGAAGUACAAAAAGAAAAAUCACCAUCACUUGAAAUACAAAAAGAAAAAUCACCAUCACCUGAAAUACAGAAAGACAAAUCGCCAACACCAGAAAUACAAAAAGAAAAAUCGCCUUCGAUAGAAAUGGAAAAGGAAAAAUCACCAUCGCCUGAAGUACAAAAAGAAAAAUCGCCGACACCGGAAAUACAAAAAGAAAAAUCACCAACACCCGAAAUACAAAAAGAAAAAUCACCUUCGUUAGAGGAAAAGUCACCUGCAGCUGAAUCAGAAAAAGAAAAAUCUCUUUCACCAGUAUCAGAGAAGGAAAAAUCUCCAGCAGCAGAAGUGGGUAAACAGAAGUCGCCUUCACCUGUAUUAGAAAAGGAAACGUCACCUGCAGCUGAAUCAGAAAAACAAAAAUCUCCUUCACCAGUAUCAGAGAAGGAAAAAUCUCCAGCAGCAGAAGUGGAUAAACAGAAGUCGCCUUCACCUGUAUUAGAAAAGGAAAAGUCACCUGCAGCUGAAUCAGAAAAACAAAAAUCUCCUUCACCAGUAUCGGAGAAGGAAAAAUCUCCAGCAGCAGAAGUAGAUAAACAAAAAUCGCCUUCACCCGUACCAGAAAAGGAAAAAUCACCUGCAGUAGAAGUAGAUAAACAGAAAUCUCCUUCACCAGUACCAGAGAAGGAAAAAUCACCUGCAGCUGAAUCAGAAAAACAAAAAUCACCUUCACCCGUACCAGAAAAGGAAAAAUCACCUGCAGCAGAAGUAGAUAAACAGAAAUCUCUUUCACCAGUAUCAGAGAAGGAAAAAUCUCCAGCGGCACAUUCAGAAAAACAAAAAUCACCGACUCCUGAGUUGGAGAAAGAAAAAUCUCCUGCGUUAGAAACAGAAAAACGAAAGACUCCUUCACCGGUAGCGGAGAAGGAAAAAUCUCCUUCAUUGGAAGAUGCAAAACAAAAAUCAUUAUCUCCAGAAAUAGAGAAGCAGAAGUCUCUUUCACCGGAAACAGAGAAAUCAGAGAAAUCAGAGAAAUCUAUAUCCUUAGAAUCGGAGAAGGAAAAAUCUCUUACACCUGAAGUAGAUAAGCAGAAACCAACAACGGUAGAAAAGGAGAAAUCUCCAUCUUUGGAGAAAGAAAAAGAAAAAUCCCUAUCGCCAAUGACAGAAAAGGAAAAAUCUCUUACACCAGAAAUAGAAAAGGAAAAAUCAGCGUCACCAAAAGCCGAGAAAGAAACAUCGCCUUUAUCAGAAACAGAAAAACAAAAAUCAUCUUCGACAGAGACAGUGAAGUCGUCUUCAGAGACCGAAAGGAGAGAAAGAUCUCCAACUCCGGAAAGUGGAAAAUUACGAAAAUCAAUAUCACCGGAAGUAGAAGAUAAGGUCAGAUCACCGACCGGAAGUGAAAAAGAAUACGAAGUCGAUGCACGUAGGUCGAAAGAUGAUGACGAAAAUGUUCCAAAAGAUAGGUCACGUUCGCAUAGUUUAUUCGAGCCAGGAGAGAAAACACCGUCGACUCGUUCUCGUGCAGCAAGUUUGUACGAGGAUAAAAUACCAGACAAGUUAAAUCUUCAGGAAGGAGCAAAAACGACUUACGAUGAAAAAGAAAAGAAAAAACCAUUAGAAGAAGAAGAAGAGGAGGAGGAAGAGGAGGAAGAAGAAGAAAAAGAGAAAGACAGACAAAUGAGUAGCACAAUUGGUAUUACCGGAUCGAUACACGAAGAAUUUGAAGAAGUUUAUUCUAAGAAAACUAGUCAAGCUAAAGACACAGAAGCUGAACGACUUCCCAAGCAAGAAAAAUUCGAAGACGAGGUAGAUGAUAUUGUUAAAGUGACGGCGGAAAAGGUAGCAGAGAUUGAAAAGUAUAUCGUUGAUGAGUUCUUAAGCAAAAAACAAAAGAUUACAAUAUCUGCGAUAGAAAUAAUCGUUCUCGCUUAUGCGGUACCAGAAUUUACAGUGAUGGAUAUUAUAGAAGAUAUUCUGAGACGGAGAAAUCUUCGCAAGGAAUCAGUCUUGGACUUUAUCGACGAGGAAUCCGACGAGAAAUCCGAGGAAGAGUUAAUAAAAUCGAUGCCAGCGGGAGUAAAACUGAUAUCGACCGAAAAGAUGAGAGAGGUUGAAAAUUAUAUAAUCAAUGAAUACGUUGAUAAAAAUAAAAAGAUCACUAGUAAGAUCUUAGAUGAGAUCGUUUCUCUGAAAGGUAUUCCUCGAAAUUUCCUCAUCAUGAUAAUUCAAGAGGUAACCGUGAGAAGAAAGAUUCCAAGUGGCUUCAUUAUGGAUGCUGAAGUUUUGCAAGAGUCGUUAAGAAAGACAUCGGAGGAUGAAGGACUUGCUAAGAAGAAGGAGAAGGACGAAGAGCACGAUAAGAGUGUACGUGAUUCAAAGAGUCCAAGUUUAAGUUCGGAACCAAUCCCUUCGGACAAAUCCACUCAAGAUAGUCCCGUACAUUCAGAGCCACAUAUUGACGAAGAAAUCUCGAUUUCUGAAGAGAAACGUACCGAGAUUGAACAAUUUCUAGAGGAGGAGUAUAUCAAGAAAGGACGAAAAAUUACCGAGGUCAUUCUGGAGGAAAUAAUCGUGAGAACUUCUUUACCAAGAUACAUUAUCCUCGAAAUCAUCGAAGAAAUAAUUAUCAAGAGAAAACUACCACGUAAAUCGAUAAUCGAUGUUGAAAUCUAUCACGAGGACGAACCUGAAAGUUAUGAUAAACUCGAAUAUCGAUACGAAAAGUCAUCAGACCUUGGACUCUCCGAAGGUGAUAGAAAACUUUCCGGUGAGUACAGAUUAGGAGGAUAUGCAGAAUCAGCUGGUAGGCAAAUGGAAAAAUCUAUUCCAAGUUAUCCGUUAGAUUACGAGAGUCAAUUUCACAAAGCUUUCGUUGGUGGAAUGACAGAAAUUCGUACGACUCAUAUAACAACAUUGUCAGGAAAAUCGACUCCAGAUUUUGCUACCCGUGACGGUACACCUGACUCAACGUCCGAACCUACUGGAUCCACCGUUGAAAGAACGGAUGAUAAAGGAAUAAGAGCAACUGAUCGAAUUUCACCUGACAAACAACAAAUUUUGAUUUCUAAGGGUGAGAUAACUGUUCAAAAAGUUGAAAUAUUAAAGGAGAGUAGAAUCGGUGAGCAAGAGAUUCCUCCUGAGAAAGAUGACAAGCAAGAAGGAGACGGAGAAACGAUCAGAAAAAUAAUCAAACGUGAAAUUAUCGAACAAGAAGAACCAGAAAUCGUAACUAAAGUAAUUAAAAAAAGAGAAAUAAUUGAGCAAGAAGAACCAGAAAGUAUGGACGAAACGUCAAAGAAAGAAUCAGUAGACCAGGUUGAAUCUCGAAUAACGACGAAGAUCGUGAAACGUGAUGUAGUCGAAGAUGAAAGUGAGCCUGAAAUUAUAACUAAGAUAGUGAAACGAGAAAUAAUCGAGGAAGACGAACCUGAAGUAAUUACCAAAGUGAUCAAGAGAGAAAUCAUUAUUCCAGAAGAGAAAAUGUCUGAUUUGCAGGAUCACGAGAUCGUGAAAAGGGUAAUUAGUAGAGAGGAAACGCCAGAAUCAGUUGAAACGAUAACAACGAAGACCACGAGAACGAUCGUUACUGAGGAACUUCCAACAUCAAAAAUGUCUACUUCCGAUCUAGAAAAACCUGAACUUUAUACGUACACGAUAUCGCGUGAAGGAACAUUAGAGAAGAUCGAUACGUCUAAUUUAGAUGCUACCUAUAAAGUAAUCAGUCGAGAUGUUACACCAGAAGUUUCGAAGAGUGCCGAGGUUAAAAGAAUCGUAACAACAGUUACGACGAUUACCGAGCCUGAUGGCAAAGUUACCACGAAGAAAGACGUGAAAGAAAGUAGCGAUACUGUCGAUAGCGAAGAACUUUUAGAGAAACUCAUUGAUUCUACUAUUAGUGAAAAAACUGGAAAGGUCACGACGGCUGAGACAAAAACUACCGAAGGAUCGAAAAUGGAAAAGGUCAUCAAGGAAACGAUAACUACGAUGACAUCAACGUCCGGUACAUCGACUCCAGAUGUGAAAACUUUCUAUGAUUCUGGUAAAUCGACUCCUGAUUCGAAAUUUGAAGAGAAGUCUGAUACCAUUGGUAAGGAUCACUUGGAAAAGAUUGGAAAAUUAGAACAUUCCGUAUCACCAUCGGUACGUGAUCUGAUAUCCGAUGAGAAAAGUUAUUCAGGAAAAUCCUCACCGGAUAUAUCCUUGCCAAAGGACAUCGUUUAUAGUGGCUCUACUGGCAAAUCAACUCCGGAUAUUCCAAUUUCUCCAUUGGUUAGGGACGGUGCAGCAGUGCCACCACUUGUAUCUGGAAGGUCGACACCUGAUAGAAGAUCGGAAGGUCGGUCGACGACCGCAACGCCCGAAGGAUUCAGAUCAGGUGAAGUAAUUCGAACGAUCAUUACCACGACCAGAACAAUGUCGGAAGAAGGUGAAAUCAUCACGACCACCAAGGAAGUUACGGAGGCUACCAAUGAGAAAGGUGAAACGAUAAUCUUAGCUGAAAAGACUGACGUUAAGGUUGACGAUCGUUUGCCAAGCAAGGAUACUGCAGAAAUGGCGAUCAGUAGCGCGAUCGAUACCAUAAAAGGUUCAACGGAGUUACAACGAGCAGGAAGUGCGAGUUCCGAUGCCAGCAGUGACAAGGACAAUAUAGGACCAAUCAGUCCUCGUAGCGAUCAGAGCAGUAUUCAUAGCAAAGUGAGAGCUCAUGUACUUGGUAGCAGCGAAGAAAGACAAAUGACUUAUUCCGACGACGAACCACCUAGUUCUCCUCUCUCUUCGACGUCACAAGUCGGCUAUUCCCCGCAAUCGAAACAGUACGAGAGUUCUUCCGAGAAGGAAGAAGAAACGCACAAACCCAUCGAGUUCUCUGCUGCGGCCAUGAGCAGUAGCUUUUAUGGCGAAUUACCAGCUGUACCUCCGGCGAUGAAGACGUUCCAAGAAAGUGGUUUGCACAAGAGCAGUGAUCCCAUUUCCAUUCCAGGUGACUUCACUUUCAAGAGAUUCACCGUUGAGAAAGAGUAUGCUGGUAGUUACGAAGAGAAACAUGAUACUAAAAAAUACGUUGACGAAGCUGAUUUAGAUUUUGAAAAGGCUUUGAUGGAACGGAAGGAAUUAAAAGAAGCAACUGAUUUCGGUAGUACCAUAGCACCUAGAUAUACCAAUGGAAGUCUUCGUCAAGAAUUAACCCACGAAUCGAUGAAGAGCGAUCGUCCGUCAUCUUCAUUGACCGAGGAGAGUUCUGAAAGUAAAAAAGAUUCAAAGAAAGACCCAUUGGAAGGAUGGGGAACACCUUUAGGUUUACCAUCACCGAAACCACCAAGAAAGUUCAAUCUUAAAAAUCCAACGCAACCUUCGAACGAAUUCUCAUCGGAUAAUCUUAAUUUCGACGUAACGAGCAAUUGGGGUGAACCUUUAAGAUUACCUUCCCCAGCACCAGUAACCACAGAGAUUUCUAAUAAAGGAGCACCUGGUACACCGAAAAAAGACAGAAAACAAGCCAAGAAAGUUCUCUCGGAGAAUCUCAAAAAUAAAAAACGUUCCGAGAGUCCUGGGAAAAACGAGAAGAAAAUGAAAGAUUCUAAGAACAAGGUUCAACCGGUUUACAUGGACCUUACUUAUGUUCCUCAUCAUGGUAAUUCUUACUAUACGUCCUUGGAAUUUUUCAAGAGAAUUCGUGCAAGAUAUUACGUCUUCAGUGGCACGGAACCAAGCCGUGAAGUUUACGAUGCCUUGUUAGAGGCUAAAAAGACUUGGGAAGACAAGGAUCUCGAGGUAACAAUGAUUCCAACUUACGACACCGACACUUUGGGUUAUUGGGUUGCCGAUAACGAAGAAGCCUUAGCUGCUAAUCACAUAGAUCUAUCACCUUCGGCUUCACGAUGCACGAUCAAUCUUCAAGAUCACGAGACGAGCUGCAGCGCCUACAGGCUCGAAUUCUAGGGAAUGGCGGCCUGCUCAGCCGUAAUAGUCGAGUUCUGAGCGGCUACCGGAUAAACGCUAAAAAUCCUCUAGUCAAAGUCCGGUGCUAUCCCCGCCAUCGAAAAAAGAAAACAAUUUUAGAAGAAAAAGAAGAAGAAGGUUGACUAUUUGUCUUCCUUUUGUGUGUGUCCCGUAUCGCGAUUCCUCCGAUCUUCUCCCCGGCAUCCCGAGGAAGAUGUGCUCGAGAUCUUUUCGCGAUCAUAGCUUUUGCCAGAUGCAUCUUUCUCGCUCUCUCUUUUUUCUCUUUCUCUUUCUUUCUCUCUCUCUCUCUCUCUCUCUUUCCCUCUCCAUCUCCCUCCCCCUCUCUCUCUCUUUCUCUCUCUUUCUCUCUUGUUUGAUAUUAAAUUAUUAAUAUCAAAUUAUUUUCAUUAAAUAGUUAAAUUUUCAAGAGAAGCACUAAAUAUCCUGACAAAUAUCCUAUUCAAUCUUUCUUGCGCUGGGAAAGCGCCAUUUAUACAUCUUACACGUAUACAUAUAAAAGCUCAUUAGAAAAUACAGACAUGCAUAGACACACGUACGUAUUCUUACCCUAUCUUUUGUCUCACGCUAUUUUUUACCGCGAACGUUUCGACGUUUGUACGUAAAAAUAUUCUGCCAACGACGAGCGAAAGACACCGAGCUAUUCGAUUAUCAUAACAAAAAAAAAAAAAAAAAGAAAGGAAAAUAAAGCAUUAAUAGCUAAGUUCGAUCGCGAAAAGAUCAUCGUGUAAUACUGUGAUUUGGGAUUAGCUGUACGUUAGAUACCCAACAAAUUGACUAGGAUAUUCAAAUUCCCAAGUGCGACCUUAUUCCGUAGUCGAACGUCAAAACCCCAGAGAACGUUAUCUUCAAAUCAAUCUUAAAUCAGAGAAUGAGAUAAUAUAUAUGUAUCAUAACUCGUCCCCGCCCUCUCCUUACCAACAAAACGAGAUCGAAGGAGUACCUUUUAAACGUCAUGAAGAUAAAUUAUUCUUGAUGAUUAUUACAAUGGGAGAGAGUGCUUCGAUUAAAAAAGAAGAAGAAGAAGAAGAAAAAAAAUAUGAAAGGACAACGUGCCGAAUGUGUCAUUUUUGUCAACCCGAAAUAAUUGAUAAGAAGGGAUUUAUCGCAGUGAUCCCUUCUUUUAAACAUCGUCUAUAUCGAUAUCACUUUCACAUAAAUGUCUUAUCCGUGCGUAGAUAAUAACAACAAGAACAAAAAAAGAAAAAAAAAAAAAGAAGAAAAGAAAGAAAACGGAGUAAACUAACGAGAAUCGAGAAGCUAACUACAAAAAAAUUAAGAAGUUAAUCUGUGUGUCGUGUUUCUAUAUCGUAGAAUAGAAACUAGUGAUACGCAUACCUGGACUUGGUCUCGUAUUAUGGAAUAAUAUAGAAGUUGCUUCGACGCGUACUAAUUUUAGGUCGAAUGCGUCGUUGAAAGAAAGAAAUAAAAAAUAAAUAAUUAAAUAAAUAAAUAAAUAAAUAAAUAAAUAAAUAAAUAAAUAAUUAAAUAAAGGUCAAAAUAUCGCCAAGGAGAAAGAGAGAAAGAGAGAAUAAUAAAAAUCACAAAAGCAAAGCCGAUCUACGGUAGCCAGGGUGUUUCGUAUUCUUUCUUUCUUCUUUUUUUAAUCACUUUUUUCUCUCUUUCUUUAAAGACAAAAGGAAAUAAUAAUAAUAAUAUAAAGAGAUAAAGAAAAAAGAAUCAAAACACUUAUUUUUUUUUCUCUCAAUAGAAACAGAAAAAAAAGAGAACCAUAGCGUCUGUGGCGAUGCGCUACGAUACCGAUUACUCGCGAUACAUCCAUCCAAAUAAUGAAAACGGAUUAACCAAGAUAGUCCACGUUCGAUAAAUAAAUAGAACACAAAUAAAAAUAAAAACUAUAUAUAUCCGAGGGAACGAGUAACUUAAGUUAUACGAAAAGACAAGAAACAACAAAAUCAGCAUCGUUUCUCGUUCUCUCUGUUUAGGGUCACCUUAUUAGGGAACCUUAUUAGCGAUAACUUUACUCACUCUUAAGAAGAAGAAACGAAAUUAAAACUAUAAGCCACGCUCGAGAGGAAAAAGAAAAGGUUCAUGAUUUUGACCCAUUCGCGAGGCUGAAAAACUAUUUAUCAGAACCAAGAUCUAAGCUUAAGCUUUGCUAAGCUCUCUCUCUCCACACAAAAAAUCCUUGGUCUAUGUUCUGUUUUUUUUCUUUUUUCUUUUUUUUUUCAGAGCGCGGCAGUCUCUUGGAUACAUUAUUCGCCUUUAGGAAUAAAAAAAUAAACAAAAAAAGAGGAAAAACUAAAAACAUGAAAAGAAAACUAACGUGAGAGAAUAAGAAAGAAAGAGAGAGAGAGAGAGAGAGAGAAAGAAAUACAUUGUUUUACGCUUUGUUAGUGAUGUCAUUCGAAGAGAAUGAGGAAUCUUGUCUUUUGAUUGCGUUUAUAAAUUGUUCGAAUUAAUCCGAAGAAAAAAAAUGAGAGGAAAAGAGAGUGAGAAAGAAAAGAGAGGAAAGAGAGAGAGAGAGAGAGA